CGUACGGAGUGACGAGGUCAUACGUGAAGGCUGCUAGGGGCGCGGGGAGCGGGAGCAGGCGGACUUGGGGCAAGUUUCAAGCCGAACUGUUGGUGCAGGCGACUCAUGAAACAAAGUAGUUAGCUAAACCAUCAGCGGGAUCGUAUUAGGCCAUGACUCAUUUGCGAUUGUAACCAGCAUACGUCUUUUAGAGGCAGAAGUUAACCAGAUGAAUGCGGCUAUGGAAGUGGAGAGCCAAAACGGGUUCACAUCCAGCUGUCCGUCUGAGAACGGCGGCAGCUUCUCCACCCUUGAUGUGCUACCUUCAGAAAACCACGAUGACAGCCUGACCCACCACACCCCCCGCCACGGCACUGUUAUCCCCAAUCGGAUUUUUGUCGGGGGAAUUGACUACAGGGUUACUGAGAGCGACCUGCGACAUGUCUUCUCUCAACACGGUGCAGUAAAAGAGGUGAAGAUUGUGAUAGAUCGCUCAGGAAUGUCAAAGGGAUACGGCUUUGUUACAUUUGAGACUCAAGAUGAUGCACUGAAAGUCCUUCAUGAUCCUAAUGGCAUCUGUUUCAAAGAUAAGAAGCUGAGCAUUGGUCAGGCUGUCCGCAAGCAGCAAGGUCCAGGACAAGCUAAGAGUGUUUUCGUGACCAUCCCUGACUCUGCCAUACCUGUGCCGAUGUCCUGUGGGACCCUGCACCUGACCACGUCUGCAGGCUAUCCCUACACCUACCACAACGGAGUGGCCUACUUCCACUGCCCCAACAUGAGCUCUCCUGCCCACCACUGGCCUCAACCUGCUCCUCCUGUGACGCUUCCUCAGUCCCAUCAGCCUGUCUACCAGCAACCAGCCUAUCACCACCACCACCACCACCAGUGUGCCCCAAGCCAGUAUCAGUGGAAUGUGGUCCAGUCGCCGAUGCCCUCCAGUCCAGUCAUGUACUCCCAGCAGUCAGAAUAUCUGUACCAGCCCGCUGAUGGAGCCCCUUACCGGCCUCCUCUGCCUGUCAUGGAGGACACCACACCAGAGUUUGCAGAGCCCACGCCGGUGCAGCAGGUUUACCCGUUGUAUCCUCAGAGAACUGAAGGAAUGACGCCAAUUUUUCUGCAACAUAACCAUGGAAAGAAUCAGAUGUUUCCACACUCGCGGGUCCAUCUGAAGCCAAAGUACCGCCGCUACAUCCAUCACAAGGAGUACCACUACCUGCCAGAAGCCACGGCGCCUCCAGACGCCUCAAUGCGUCAGACUGGCCCACCUCUCAUGUAGGCUAAGGUGGUCAAGGGAGGAAUCCCACCCGCAGUGUCAGUGUAGUUCCUCUUCCUUCUCCUCGGAUUCAUCGCACAUGUAAUCUAUCAUCGGUUUAACCUGUGCUUUACGACAUAAUGCAGUGUGUUUUCGUGAUUUCAUGGCCUCUUUGCGGACAGUUUGUCCGUUACCACCAACUCAAGGAGUGCUCUCUCACCUUGUAAGACUCGCAGCACUCGGAUCUGUUUCUGUAUUGAUGGUUUAAUACAGUUGGAUGAUUGAGGUGAACUCGCUCCAUUACAGUGGCUCACAUUGCACAACAGUAUUUACAGAGGUUGGGCUUAAUUUCUCAAUUAACGCAUCAACUUAGCAAUGAAAUGUGAGUUUUCAGUGAAUCAUUUAUUUUACUAGUUGUGAUAACACUAACUCUGCGAUAGGGCUGGGCGAUAUAUCAAUAUUAUAUCGAUAUGAGACUAGAUAUCGUCUUAGACUUUGGAUAUUGUAAUAUGACACAAGUGUAAGUGUUGUCUUUUCGUGGUUUUUACGGGCUGCAUUACAGUAAAAUGAUGUCAUUUUGUGAACUUACCAGACUGUUCUGGCUGUUCUAUUAUUUGCCUUUACCCAUGCAGUCAUUACAUCCAUGUUACUGAUGAUUAUAUAUAUAAAAAAUCUAAUAUUUAGUGAAAGCAUCAAAUGUCAACCCUACAGUAUCGGGUUAUUGGGUCAAAAGAUAUCGUGAUAUUUUCUCUGUACGGCCCAGCCCUACUCUGCGAUGACUAAACAGUCCGUCUUGAAAUUUGAGACUCAAGAGUUAAAGGUUUCGGAUUAUUGGAGCACAACAAAUGUCUACGUUCUUCAGAUUUAAUGAUCCGUGACGCAGUCCGGAGAUGGCUACGGCAUUUCAAAGCAUUUUGCCAUCAAAAUGUCAAGCUUGAAUUCUUUUGUGUUUUUAGUUUUAUUUUUUAUCAAACUCAGUUUAGUUUUCAAACCUCCGAAAUGUACAAUAUUGAUAACAAAAGUCGGUUCAAACUAUUGCAUUUUAAAACCUAAAUUUAUUUCUUUUAAUCAAACGUAACCAAAACUUGGCUAACAAUCGGCGAACGGUACGUUGAAGCCCAGAUCUAGCGUCUUUCCAAACUGACUUGAGCGGAGCUUGAACCCUUUUCUUGUUUUUGUAAAAAACUACUUUGCCUUUCUGUCAUAGCGUUGUUGCAACAGCAGAAAUCUCCCAGCUACAUGCACACCGACACCAUGAUGUAGCGGAGAAUAUCAGAGAUGUAUGUUCUUACCAUGUCAACCCUUUCUCUUUUUACCUUAAUGUGCAGAGAAGCAAUGCUGUACAUCCUCUGCAUCAGCGAUCACAUUUGUUUGGCAGGACAUGAAGAAGCAACACUGAUUUUUUUUUUAUUUUGGUAUAGUUAUUUGAGGCUGACUGAGAUUAUUAGUCAAAUCUUAUCAAUAUUUGGGUGCUCUGAGUGAGCUGCUGCAUCUUCUCUUGUCUCCUCUGCUCAGCUUUAUCAGUGUUGGGACCUUUUCGGGAUCCUCUGAUCCAUGUAAACCUUAUUUUCAACAAUUUCUUUUUUUUUUUCAGUAUAAUGUGAAGAGAUUUGUCUUUUAUCAUUUUUAAACCAGCUCUAAUUGGUUUAAUAAUUUAGAACCAGCGAUAGGCGGCUGUGUUGUUGAAACGGUACAGAAGUAACAGCAACAUGACAAUUUAGUAUAUUCUAUAUAAAAUAGACUGACAAUUCAUCAAUGAAAGUCUACCGUUACUUGGCAAUUUUGUAUAUCAGGAAUCAUAAUUUUAUAUUUGGAUAUAUAUAUAUAGAAGUUUGCUGAGGAGCAUUAAACAAAUUUGAGCCAUAAUAAAUCUGCCAGUUGGGAUUUUAUGCACACAGGGACACAUUUCUAAUCCCAGAACAUGUAAGAAACGAGUGUGCCUCAAGAGGAUUUGCAUCUCGCUUGCACACUGCUUUCAAAGCUGGAAAUGACCUGUCAUGCUGUUAAACUGCACCUUCUAAGUAACGUCAGCAAAUUUAUUGGCCUCGCUCAAUAGUUUUAUUAAUAAUAAAGUAAUAAUAGAAAUACUUAAUUCAGUAACUUCUUGGACAAGGGAUUGGGAAAUUCUCUCAAAGAUUGUGUAUUGUCAUUUGUUCAGUGUAAAUUAGUUUCUUUUCUAGUUUUAUAAAAGUUCUAGAUUGUUCUACAUUUGCAGGUUAUGUCGUUGAGUUUGCAGUUUCCAAAUAUUUCACAAGCCUGCCUUGGAAUUCAUUAUAGGUUGUAUUACAUUUAAAUGCUUUAUAUCCAUUUUAUUCCAAAAAUAUUCUAAGCUGUUUUAUUUCAAAACUACAAUGCGUUAAUUCCCCUGAUGUAUCUGUUAAGUAUUUUUGCUUAUAAUUUAGGUAAAAAUGUAGAUGUACAGUUUUCAGUGUGCUUUUCAUGACAUUGCUGUUUAAGUGUUUUGUGUUUUUAACUCCAUAUAUUUUGUCUUGGGAUCGAACUCUGGUUUUGUCUGCUAUUGAAAGCAGAAGGCGAACUGUAUAACCAAAGAAUAACCUAAUCUAACCUAUUUUUGUGAUUUCUUUACAUUUUCUUGAAGCGAGAUGUGCAGUACUUAUUUAACUCUGUUGUUUUAACAACAUUAUUUUAAGUUCAGUGCGUUUCCAGUUCUUGAAUGGAAAUAAAUGCUUUCCUCGGUGUA
This is a messenger RNA of Perca fluviatilis (European perch), 3932 nucleotides long. Its product is annotated as protein boule-like. The transcript is spliced from 11 exons. Gene Ontology annotation, molecular function: RNA binding. The coding region runs from base 209 to 1255 and encodes 348 amino acids. The record is from RefSeq and is a predicted model, not a curated record. NCBI's taxonomy places the organism in Eukaryota, Metazoa, Chordata, Actinopteri, Perciformes, Percidae.